Messenger RNA from Physcomitrium patens, 2712 nucleotides. RefSeq lists its product as uncharacterized. Gene Ontology annotation, biological process: negative regulation of DNA recombination; nucleosome assembly; chromosome condensation. Gene Ontology annotation, cellular component: nucleus; nucleosome. Gene Ontology annotation, molecular function: nucleosomal DNA binding; structural constituent of chromatin; double-stranded DNA binding. Lineage: Eukaryota; Viridiplantae; Streptophyta; Bryopsida; Funariales; Funariaceae. The record is from RefSeq and is a predicted model, not a curated record.
CCUACUCUUCCUCGUUGCACUUAGACUGUGUUGUGUUUUUUGUUUUCCCCCCCCUGGCACCACAUCCAUCUCCGUCUCGAUUCUCGCACUCCGCGUCCCUGCAUCUGUGUCGGCUGACGGUCUCUCCUUGUUGCCGUCUUCGCUGCGUUCCCAUCCAUCUAGUUCGCGCCCAAUUUGGUGGCCAUUUGCGCUCUCUCCACGCUGUUUUCGUAUCCGACAAUACCCUCGGUCGCGUCUGUUACGUGUUUUCUACGUUCUCCAUCUCGGAGGGUAGUGUUUGCCACUUUGCAUUCGUGUUUCGGUGCUGCUGUUGCUGUGGGAAGGUUUUUGUUGUCGUGAAACGGCCGUGCGUCGUAAUUGUACUUGUGAUCGUGCGUUUGUUCGGUUAUAGUUUCGCCUUUUUGGGCAGUUCAAGUUGGACUUGAGCUUAAAACGAAAAAAAAUUACGUUCUCGCUUCGUUUUCAUUUAGGGUUCCUCGUUAGCUACACGCCGGUGCGUCUUUGGUCUGUGUGCUCUUAAAGGUAAUUGUCUCCGUUUCUGCAAUGGCUGCCGCCGAUUCCGCCCCAGCGGUUGACCCUGCCCCUGCAUCCGAGCCGGUGGAGGAAACCAAGGUGGAUGAGAAGCCUGUGAAGGUGACUAGAGAGAAAAAGGCCAAGGCUCCCCUGGUGAAGAAAACGAAAGAGGUGAAGGCACCGAAGCCUCCCAAGGCGCCUGCAUCACACCCAUCAUACCUCUUGAUGGUGGUGGAGGCUAUCGGUGCAUUAAAAGAGCGUACUGGGUCUAGCCAGUACGCUAUUGCGAAAUAUUUGGAAGACAAGUAUAAGACAGGCCUUCCUCCCAACUUCAAGAAGACAUUGACCAUCCAGUUGCGAAAUUUGACAAAAUCCGGCAAGCUGGUGAAGGUGAAGAACUCGUUCAAACUUUCAGACGAGAUAAAGAAGCCCGCUAAGGCUGCGGCGAAGCCGUCUAGCGCUUCGAAAGCUCCCGCGAAGGUACCAGCGAAGGCAAAAGUUGCCAAGAAACCUGCGGCAGGUCGUGUGAAAACCAAAACCGCUGGGGGAGCUGCUGCUAAGCCCAAGGCCGCAAGUGCAAAGCCCGCUAAGAUGUCAAAGGCGCCGAAGCCAGAUGCGACGCCAACCAAAGUUGCCAAGCCGAAGGCUACUACCCGCAAAGCUGCUGCGCCAGCACCGAAGAAGGCCGAAACCAAGUCAUCUGCUACUGCAAAGAAGGCUGUAGCGGUUUCAGCACCUGCGAAGAAGCCCGUAACAGGACGAAAGCCCCCGACUGUGAGGAAGAUGACUACUCCGAAGAAGGCCCCGAAGUCGGUGAAGACCACGAAAUCGUCCAAGGUCACGAAACCCGCAGCCAAGCAAAAGACGUCCAAAGCUGCUGCGUCGCCUGCUAAGAAAGCAAAGAAGUGAGUUCCUUGUUUUUUUCUUCUUACCGCAACCAAACUGGUGUUUUUAAACACCACCAUCCAGCGGGAAUGCUCAAUUCCUUACAUACCAGCACGCGAUGCAUAAUUCAAUGCGUGAUUGGUGACACAUUUGGCUGCAUUGUCUUGCUUCAAUCCUAUGUUUUCUCUAGUGCGUCGAUGAUGCUUUAUGAUUACAUCGAAUAGCGGCAUUGAAAUAUGAGUGAAAACCAAUUGAGUUAUUUCGGUGGCAACUGCCGGUGGCGGUUUUGCAAAGCUCGGGAUCAUGCAUACGCAUUCUACAUGAAUUGUUAUUCCCGGAUGGCUUGAUGAGUGGUCUAGGCAUUGCUAGACUGGUGUCAAUCUGCUCGCGGGAGGCUGACGAGGUAAAUUCUCGGUGAAAUCUGGUUGCAAUGUACGAGACGCUGACGAAGCAUCCUUCUCGGACCGGGCUCCGCCACAUCACACGAGUGUCCAUCACGAAGCCCCUAAUAACUCUCGGCCUCCGGCCACCCGAAGAGCCUCGUUCUGGCAUCUCGCACGCUUGCUUGUGCAUCAUUGCGUGUACUAGACGCAAUACGUCGACUCCUAGCACAUCCUCCACGUAUUGUCGGAGGAGUGGCGGUGUUCACAGGCUGGUGACGAAGCGGAGGUGGGCGAAGUACGCGUUCGAGCUCUAUCGAGGCAGUCCGCAGUGCGCGCUGCUCACUCUCCACAUCACGCAACUCUAAGUUCCCCGCCAACGCGCCCCGAGACGCGCGCUUUUGCAGACCUGACCAAUCAUGCUCAGGCCUAAUUCACGUCGAAUCUCAGUGCGCAACCCUUGGAGCUACUGCUACUGCUGGAGUGAGCACUGACCCCAGGAUCCGACCACGUCUCUUCGUCCAAGAGCUCCAAUCACCCGAGCAACAAAGCAUUUUGCAAAACCACGGCCGAGCGUUCAGCGCACACACACACGCGGCGAGGAGCUGAACAACGGCAUGCGACAACUGAAGAAUGAGACUCGGACCAUUCCGCGGCGUAAUUGCAGGCAGUUAUUACCUCCACGACUACUACUCGUUCCGGAAUUCCGUCGUCGAUGGCGUAAUGUGCACCUGUGUGCCGGAAUGACGUUGCCUCGUCAAUUUCUCAUUCUUCAUUCAUUGCCUUGACCCAUUGCGACCCUCAUUCAUCCAUGUCGGAUGUGUGCCGGAGUGUUGUGCCGGAGCGAAUGUAGUCUGUUGAAGCACUGGAUGUGGAUGGUUUUCGUCCGUUUGUAGCGGACUUAAAUUUGUUAAUUAGAACGAUGAUUAGGGGA